UUACUUUUCAGAAAAUCAAAACCAAUCCAAGGUUAUUGAUUGUAAUGAUUACUGACGGCUGCGAAAGAGUUCGACACAGACAUGUGUUUUCAAAAGCAAACAUAUUCUCGGUCUGUGUUUGUCUCUCUUUUUCGGGUCAAUGAGCCCAAGAGGAGAGUGUGACAACAGCAACUAAGAAUAAUGCUUGUGUUUACAUUACCAGACAAAUCGUGUUCUUUUCAGUGGAAUGCAUCAGCCUCACUGACUGCUCAGUGUUUAUUAGAGAAGUCUUCAUGACGGACAUGCAGCGUGUCACUUUCUGUUGGUUGUCCUGAUGGAACCGACUUAACAGGACUUCUCCAAAAUCUUUUAAUUAUUAUCACAGGAUUUUUGAUCCACUUCCACCAUUACCAGAACCGAAAAUAACAGAGCUGCCAUGCUGAGACGAGGAAGAAAUGGCCGGGCUCGGCCUUGGGCCAGGAGCGAAACACGGCGAGAGACAGAUGCCAUGGCAAAGAUCCAGAUGAUGGACAGAGAUGAGUGGGAAGACCAGAUCUCGACGGAGAUCAGCGACAUGGAGGCUAAAGUGGAUUACCAUGCUGUGAGUUCCCAGGCUGUCUCUGACGUGGUGGCCUUACCCAGCACAGCGGCGUCGAUAGGGGAGUCCUUCUGCCAGUGUCAGCCACAGGAAGAGCUAAGCCAGGGAAUAGCUGCCAUCAGUGACUGCCUCUGUGGGGAGGAGGAUCAGACUGCUGACUCUGUCGACUCAUUCUUGAUACCAUGCUGGACUCAAGGUUUUGACUGGGAAUGGGACGAGCACUUCAAGUCCUCCGGAGCCCUUCUCAGCGGUGACAACAGGAAAGUGAGCUUCCACUCUGACUACAGCUGUGGCACAGCUGCCAUCCGCGGCACCAAGGAGCUGACAGAUGGCCAACACUUCUGGGAAGUCAAGAUGACCUCUCCUGUGUAUGGAACCGAUAUGAUGGUGGGAAUUGGAACAAAAGAGGUCAACCUGGAGAAGUUCAAGUACAACUUUGGCAGCCUGCUGGGCCAUGAUGAAGACAGCUGGGGGCUCUCCUACACAGGUCUCCUCCAGCACAAAGGGGACAAAGUGGACUUCUCCUCUCAGUUUGGGCAAGGCUCCAUCAUUGGAGUGCACCUUGACACUUGGCAUGGUACCCUGACCUUCUACAAGAAUCGGCACUGCAUAGGUGUUGCUACCAGAAGGCUCCCGAACAACAAGUUUUACCCGAUGGUGUGCUCCACAGCAGCCAAGAGCAGUAUGAAGUUGAUCCGUGCCUGUCAUACACCCACCUCCCUGCAGUACCUGUGCUGCGCCCGGCUCCACCAAAUGUUGCCCCGUUGCCCAGACGUACUCAGUGCGCUGGAGCUGCCCCCAGGUCUGCGCACGCUCCUCCACGUACAGCUGGGCUGGGUCUUCACCCUCAGCAGCAGCCCUGAGGCCUCGGAGCAGCACAGGAACUUGCCUGAGGAAUUCCACGGUGAGACAAGCCUGCCUUUGAGCCCCUGCCCCAGCCCGGUAUCGCCCCUGAGUGCCUGCACCUCCCGGAGUUCCUGCACCAGUCCAUUCCCCGAAGCGGCCUCAUACCAGUGCACCUGUCAGACGUCCCAUCGAACUCAACCCUGCACUUGCCACUGCCCUCCAACUCCUCCCAGCAGCGACUAUGAUAGCUGCUGUUCAGAGCCUGAGGAUUACCAAUGCAAACGAUGCCGCUGGACAUGAGUUGAGGUCAAAACCUACUUCCAGUUGUUUGGCACACAGCUAUUCUACUAUUGCCAUCAGUCUCCUGACAUAGAUCAUGAAGAAAAGAGCGAUCUUAUCUUUUAGCCAAUAUUUGAUUUGACGUGAGCGAAUUGUUGCUUCUCUUUUAUAACUAGAAAUUUUAUACCAUUUACAUAACUUUGUCCAUGAAAGGAGAAAAGAGAGUGAGACUUUAAGUCAAAUUGACAUUUUAGAGUGACAUUGGGGUCAUUCAUUCUCAUUUUUAGCAAAAUUCUAUCUGGGGAUCCGGGGGCUUAUAAGAGCCAAAUGUACUUCUCUGAUUGACACACACACACACUGAAAAUCUUGCGAAUGUUCACACUCUCGUUCUCGGGGAUGGACUCCAGGGGGAGCGGAGUUGCUUUUUGAUACCAUGAAAUGACUUUUUUUGCGCUUGUACUCUGUAACCAGCACUUGGCUUGAAUGUCAACAGUGGUUGUGUUAUUGCUUACAAGAUCAUUUGCUACUGUGUUUUUACAGUUUAUGCUUUGUUUAUGAACUUUCUUACUCUAUAAAAUAAAAUACAUGGAAAAAGGAAAA
This is a messenger RNA of Limanda limanda (common dab), 2302 nucleotides long. Its product is annotated as SPRY domain-containing SOCS box protein 3-like. Gene Ontology annotation, biological process: proteasome-mediated ubiquitin-dependent protein catabolic process. Gene Ontology annotation, cellular component: SCF ubiquitin ligase complex. The transcript is spliced from 8 exons. The record is from RefSeq and is a predicted model, not a curated record. NCBI's taxonomy places the organism in Eukaryota, Metazoa, Chordata, Actinopteri, Pleuronectiformes, Pleuronectidae. Bases 416 to 1723 code for a protein of 435 amino acids. Gene Ontology annotation, molecular function: protein binding.